UGUUGGCUGUCCCAGCAUCAGCUGAUGUUGCCACUGCUAAACUGAACUAGAUCAUGUAUCAGCAUACACAAAGCAUUAUCUGCACGUUGAUAAUUAAAACAAUAAAAACAAAACCACAAAAAAAACCCCCUAAAACAAGUAUUUUCUACUUCACAAGUUGAAUAUUGAUAAACUUAACUGGUUAAUCUUUAACCUUUUGCAUACUGGAUAAUCACCAUGUAUUUAACACAAUGAGGAUUGGCCAAUUUUAAUAGGGUUGAGAAGGAGGCCACUUUGGAGUGUUGUGCUUAAAAGCAAUAUAGUUUUGGCUGCUGGAAGGUGGGGCUGAGUCAAGAUUCUUAUCUGUUGUAACUCUCACCUGGCUCUCCCUCCCACUGCCAGUAACCUUGCUCAUUUUCUGGCCUGCCCUUCUUAUCUGCCUUAGUUACUCCAGAUUAAGUUUCCAAAUCAAUGCCAGUUUCCAAAUUAGCUUCAGGCUACAAGGCAGCGUACAUGUGGAGGGCAGGCAGGAAGUGGAGGGAAUCAGAGCAGGAAUCUGGUAACACAAGAAAACAGGCCUGAUAUUGUGAAUAUCGUCCUUCUGGAGAAGGACUUGUUGCUAGGAAGAGUUAGAGGGAAGGGAGAAUUGGAAAAGCAGGUGGGGGGCUCCUGUUUGGGAGUGAGGGUGGAGGCUGAAUAGACUUGGUUUCUGUUUAGGACCCUCAAGAUGCUUUGAGGGCCCUAAACCCAGAUUUUCAAAGGAAUUUAAGUGCCAAAAUAGCAUUGAAAAUCUGGCCCUGAGGAUUAAAGGAGACAAGCAAUGAUCUAUUUCUUUACAAAUCUUAAAUAUAAGACAAAGGUGAUACAUUCUUCCUUUCUCCUUUCCCACCCAAACCAAAAAUGUUUAAGAAACACCUCUUCAGACACAAUAAUAAAAUAUGACUCCAUUUAUUGGAAGGCCAAACCUAUCUUACAUAAUGUCCAAUGAUUUGUGCUAUGAAAACUUGCCAAGGAUUUUCUAGCACCACUUUGUGUUUUUGAGAGAACUUCAAAUCAACAUGGAACAGCUGACUGAGAUUGGGGAUUUUGAUGAAUCUGUGGAUCGUGAUCACCUUAAAACAAACCAAUACUUGCCAAACCAGGAAAGACUGCAAGGAAAGAUACUGGAGUUUCACAGGAAGCACUUGAGGGGCCAAACUCCUGCUGAGUCAGAUUUCCAGGUGCUUGAAAUUGCUCGGAAACUGGAGAUGUAUGGCAUUAGAUUUCACCUUGCAUCUGACCGUGAGGGGUCGAAAAUUAACCUGGCUGUUUCACACAUGGGCGUACUAGUAUUCCAGGGUACCACAAAAAUCAACACCUUCAACUGGUCUAAAGUCCGUAAAUUAAGCUUCAAGAGAAAAAGGUUUCUUAUCAAGCUCCACCCAGAAGUUCAUGGUCCAUAUCAGGAUACGCUGGAGUUUCUGUUUGGCAGUAGGGAUGAGUGUAAAAACUUCUGGAAAAUCUGUGUGGAAUAUCACACUUUCUUCAGGUUGUUUGAUCAACCAAAACCAAAGGCUAAAGCAGUCUUCUUCAGCAGAGGGUCUUCAUUCAGAUACAGUGGACGAACACAGAAACAGCUGGUGGAUUAUGUUAAAGACAGUGGAAUGAAGAAAACUCCCUAUGAAAGGAGGCACAGCAAAGCUAGAGUGUUUGCUCACACUUCGAACACAGAUGUGCCAAAACAGAGUGUCUCAUUUACCGAGGGCUUAGGUGCUCCUGAGUCCCAUGCCUCAGUAUCUGCCUCCUUCCAUUCAGUUUAUACAUCAUUCACUACCACUACUGACCUGCCCAUCUGUACAGAGACGAAUCAUUCCUUCUUGGACUCCAGAGCACCGUACACGAGGAGCCCAACAACAGAAAAGAGUAUUGCAAUACCAUCUGAAGAAACUGGGAAGAAAGCGACACAGCAGCUUGGAUCUCCCAUACUCCAGUCAUUCCAAGGUGUUGGGUUUUGUAAUGUUGUAGGAAACUGCAGCCUCACUUGUCCUGGUAUUGAGAAUAGGUGUGGUUUAGAUCUAGAAACAGAGAAGGGUAACAAGGAGAGCAGGGUUAUCUGUAAAAAUGACAAUGAUGAGGAUGACUUUACCACAGGUGUUUUUAUUGCUGAUAAAAAGCAUCAGAAUUGUGGUAGGGGUGACCCUCUUUUCACAUUGACGAAUUCCCAGCUGCAGGUUUCAGAAGAAUUUAUUGAUGAUGACCCAACAGAAAUCUCCUUUUUUGCUGGGGGAUCUGAGGCAUUUUCAUAUGUGUACAGUGGCUUAGACCUAAUAGGGUCUGAUUUAUCUAGGCCUGUAUCAGAUUCAACUAAACUAACUAAGGAUGUUCUUCAGCAAAAUAUGGUGUCUUCUCAGUCAAGCCCUGACAGAUACUCCACAGAAGCAGUAGAUAUGAACAUGGAAGAUGAAUUUGAAUUUGAAGAAGGGAGUGAUUUCAAUGGCAAUGAGAGACCAUCAGAUACAUCGGAAUUGUUUGAGGUUAAAGCACAAGCAAGCAGAAUGCAAAGCCUUUUGAGUCCUUCUGAAACCAGUUCACUCAUAAACAACCGUUCUGAAAGCAGUUCCCUCAAUAAUUUGCCACUGAAUGGUACAUCAUCCUUUCACACAUAUAGCUCUGCUAAUCAUUCUGAAGCUAGUUCUAUGGUGAACUUCCCAGCCUACUCGGUUCGCUCUGAAUCCAGCUCAGCCUUUCAGUUCACUGACAUCAUUGACCAGUUGGAGCAGCUAAGCUAUCCACUUACCGCUACAGAAGACUCUACCAGUACAGAUACAGAUUCCUGGGAUUCGGAAGGUGCAGCUCCAAUGGAUAUAAGCCACUUCUUCAGCAACCCCUUUGUUCAAGCAACUGGCCUCUCAAUGGACCACCCUCAGCUCUCUUCCUUCACAUUGAAGAGUCCACAGAGCUUGAACCCCACAUUUCAGGUGAAUUUGAACCCAGCUGGCCAGGGUUCAUCUCCUCUUCUGAGUCCUGUCCUGAGCGAUGCUGGCAGUGCCCGGGUAGAAGAGGAAGAGGAAGUAAAACGCAAGCAAUAUCCAACAGACAAGGUCUAUUUCAUAGCAAAGGAGAUUCUUGCUACUGAACGGACAUAUGUGAAAGACCUAGAAGUUAUUACAGUAUGGUUCCGCAGUGCAGUCAUCAAGGAGAACGCCAUGCCUGAAGGUCUGAUGACACUGCUCUUCUCUAACAUAGAUCCAAUCUAUGAGUUUCACCGAAGUUUCCUGAAAGAAAUGGAGCAGAGGCUAGCACUCUGGGAAGGACAAUCCAACGUUUAUGUGAAAGGAGAUUGUCAACGGAUUGGAGAUGUCAUGCUGAGGAACAUGUGCAUGCUGAAGGAGUUUACCAGCUACUUGCAGAAACAUGAUGAGGUCCUGACGGAACUGGAGAAAGCAACUAAGCGAUUAAAGAAACUGGAAAUGGUUUAUAAGGAGUUUGAAUUGCAGAAGGUUUGUUAUCUGCCACUCAACACUUUCCUGCUCAAGCCCAUCCAGAGGCUGAUACACUACAAGCUGAUCCUGGGAAGACUUUGCAAGCAUUACACAGUCGAACACCAGGACUAUGCCGACUGCAGGAAUGCACUGAAGGUGGUUACAGAGAUGACAACUCGGCUCCAAAACAGCCUGAUCCAUCUGGAGAAUUUCCAGAAGCUGACAGAGCUACAACAUGACUUGAUUGGCAUUGAUAACCUCAUAGCACCUGACAGAGAAUUUAUCCGGGAGGGGUGCUUGUACAAACUCACUAAAAAAGGUUUACAGCAGAGGAUGUUCUUUCUGUUCUCAGAUAUGUUGCUGUACACAAGCAAAGGAGUCACGGGUACCAAUCAGUUCAAAAUUCAUGGAUACCUCCCUCUGCAUGGCAUGCUGUUAAUAGUGCUGGAUCCUCCGGUGGAAGAGAGUGAGAAUGAAUUGUCUGUCCCACACUGCUUCACAAUCUAUUCAGCUCAGAAAACCAUAGUAGUGGCAGCAAGUACCCGUCUGGAGAUGGGGAAGUGGAUGGAAGACCUAAACAUGGCGAUUGAAAUGGCCAAAAAAUCUAGUGAGAAAUAUGACACAUUUUUGGAAAGCUCCAUGUAUAAUCGCUCUAACAGAUCCUCUGAUGAGGUCUCUCUAGAGCAGGAAUCUGAAGAUGACAUACAGUCUUCUGGUAGCUCCCUGGACAGGCAGAGCCACCACCGUGCCAACACUACAAUGCACGUGUGCUGGUACCGCAACACCAGUGUCUCCAUGACUGACCACAGUGUGGCCGUUGAGAAUCAGCUUUCAGGGUACCUGCUGAGGAAAUUCAAAAAUAGUAAUGGCUGGCAAAAGCUCUGGGUUGUCUUCACCAACUUCUGUUGUUCUUUACAAAACUCAACAGGAUGAUUAUCCGUUGGCCAGUCUCCCACUACUUGGCUACACAGUCAGCACCCCAGUGGAGGCAGAUGGCAUUCAGAAGGAUUAUGUCUUCAAGUUGCAGUUCAAAUCCCAUGUAUAUUUCUUCAGGGCCGAGAGCA
Messenger RNA from Dermochelys coriacea (leatherback sea turtle), 4504 nucleotides. It is a transcript of the gene FARP2, whose product is annotated as FERM, ARH/RhoGEF and pleckstrin domain protein 2. The transcript is spliced from 22 exons. NCBI's taxonomy places the organism in Eukaryota, Metazoa, Chordata, Testudines, Dermochelyidae. Bases 1038 to 4373 code for a protein of 1111 amino acids. The record is from RefSeq and is a predicted model, not a curated record. Gene Ontology annotation, cellular component: cytoskeleton. Gene Ontology annotation, molecular function: guanyl-nucleotide exchange factor activity.